Messenger RNA from Meloidogyne enterolobii, 711 nucleotides. The record is from the annotation of a GenBank genome assembly. Lineage: Eukaryota; Metazoa; Nematoda; Chromadorea; Rhabditida; Meloidogynidae.
CUGCUCCGUCUCCCGGCAGAAUAACCUGUUGCUCUUAGCCGUUUCAGUGCCUGGCGACUUUUCUUUUUUUUUCUUUCUCGCUCUAUUUUUUUGUACAAUUUUGAUAAAUAUAUUCAUAUUUUUGAUUUCCACCGAAAUUAAAUUUAUCUUUUUUAAAUAAAUUACUUUUUUAAAUUUAUUUUGAUUAUUAUUCCAUUUAUUUUAAUUAUUAUUCAAAUGGCGGCGAGAAUUCAAUCUAAAUUAUAUCAAUUGCUGAAAAGACGAAAAAUUGAUGAAAGAGAAAAAGAAGUGAAUAUUGAGGAAGUAGAUAUUGUGCCAACAGGGCAAAGAGAAGAUGCUGAAGAGGAAUCGGACGAGGAAGAACAAGAAAAUAUUGUUGAGUUAGCUGUAGGCUCAACACAAAAAGGAGGAUUAUCUUUGUGGUAUAAUUCAUAUCGCUAUGUAAUGACGUCAAAAAAUUGCAAAAACUGGCGCUGCCCUGAUCGAAGAUGUACAGCAAAAGUGAAAGUGCUUUCAAUUGAAGGCGAGCGUGCUCGAGGUAUUCUAAUAGGCGAGCAUGAUCAUAUGGGGGAUGCUAUCGGAUUUGAGGUCGAAAAACGACGAAAGGUUUUCACCGAACGAAUACAAGAAAAUCCAACAAUUAAAACUAAAAAAUUAACUGAUGAGUUACGCAAAGGAACAGCCGAAGAUACGGAAUUGUUAGUUAGGUAA